Molecule: messenger RNA, 124 nt
Organism: Racocetra persica
Lineage: Eukaryota; Fungi; Glomeromycota; Glomeromycetes; Diversisporales; Gigasporaceae
Source: the annotation of a GenBank genome assembly
GGUCGAAUAUCAGGUGGUAGCAUGGCUAUUCUAGAUGAAUUUGAAUUACAAGAUUUUUUUCAAUUUUAUAAUUUAAAAAAUAUUAUCAACCAAAGAGAAGCCUUUGGUUAUGAAUCAUUUCCUG